ACAGAUGAUGGUGACGUGAGCCGGAACCAUCGAAAGUCUCCGGCGAUCACAAAAAUUGUUUUGGAUAAAUUUCAAGUGGUGUUACAACGUCAGUUGGCUUUCUCAUAGUCGUCAAUUUUAAAUUUUCAACACUUCUCCGUCAUCAAGGUGCAAUAUGGGCCUAUGUAAAUGCCCAAAGAAACGCGUGACGAACCAGUUUUGCUUUGACCAUCGAGUGAAUGUUUGCGAACACUGUAUGGUGACGAAUCACCCGAAGUGUAUUGUCCAGUCAUACCUGCAGUGGUUGCAAGACAGUGACUACAGCCCAACCUGCGAGCUUUGCUCUCGUGAACUGGAACUGGAAGAUUGUGUCAGAUUGGUGUGCUAUCACGUUUACCACUGGGCAUGCCUCGACCAGUAUGCCAGGCAGCUUCCGGCAACCACAGCGCCUGCAGGAUACUGCUGCCCAUCGUGCAAGAAAUGCCUCUUUCCUCCAAGCAACCUUGUCUCUCCAGUCAAAGAUGCGUUGAGGGAGGUGUUGGCAGGAGUUAAUUGGGCAAGAGCUGGCCUUGAUUUGCCUCUGUUAAGCGAAGACAAAGAGCAGAAGCCUGCCGGAGAACGCAGAAUUCUGAUUAAUGAAACUCCGAAUGUGAUUAAUCAUGUGAAUGGAGAAGCACAAUCGUCAACCGCCACUCCAUUGCAAACAGCUAGAGCCAGCACUCCUAAGAGGCCACUGUCCACAAUUUCAAGUAAUGUGCAUUCUGUUGUUCACAUGGACAACAGCGUCGACACUCCAUCAUUUAACAGGAGCGAUUCUCUAAGUCAUCCUGGGAGAAAAUUGGUGCAUGACGUGGACGAGGAUCGCUCAACUGGGUUUGAUCAUGACGAGAACAAAUACAAAAGAAGAUCAGCCAUUGAGUGGCUGAUGAGGUGGUGGAAAUCGACAACUCGCCCGACGUCUGGCAGGAGAAUUGGUGGCGGAAUCUACCGUCGAUAUUUGAUGUUGGCUGUUCUGUUCUUUGUGGGGUUCUUGACAGUUAUUGUCAUCUUUUCAUGGCUGGGACGAAUGGCCACUGAAAAUGAUCCCAAUCUGGACAUCAACCAGAAUCCUAUGUUGCAUGUGAAAAGAUCGUGAGACCUGCGUGAGACUGCAUCCUAUUUCCAGGACUGAAGAUUUCCUGUCUGCACUAUAAGUAACCAUUAUUCCUUUCUCUAUUUUGUUUGUAGUUCCGUUUGUAUUGCUUUCCGGAAACGCAUUCCAACCUUGUAAUGACAGUCAGUGGUUAUAACUUGAGUUCAAAAUCUGAUAGAAAACACGCGCAGUUUGCCGGUGAUGUUAUGAUUUAUUGCAUGUUUGAAAUAUUUAUAUGAAUCAAAUUAAAUCUCUUUUAAAACUAGAA
Cloeon dipterum is the source of this 1379-nucleotide messenger RNA. RefSeq names its product zinc finger protein-like 1. The record is from RefSeq and is a predicted model, not a curated record. Lineage: Eukaryota; Metazoa; Arthropoda; Insecta; Ephemeroptera; Baetidae. The transcript is spliced from 6 exons. Gene Ontology annotation, cellular component: Golgi apparatus. Bases 155 to 1114 code for a protein of 319 amino acids.